AUGCCUCCUAAAAACUCUGGGAAAGAAAAGCUCGUCGAAGACGAGGAUGAAGUCCUACAGGCCGUGAUACUAGCAGACAGCUUCGACAAGCGAUUCAAGCCGCUCACCGCGAGCCGACCAAGGUGUCUACUACCUAUCUGCAAUGCACCUUUGCUCGACUGGACGCUCGAAAGUCUUGCUCUUGCUGGAGUGCAGGAAGUUUUCGUCAUCUGCCGUUCGUUCGCGGAUGAAGUACAAGAGGCCAUAAAGAAAUCGAAAUGGUCACAUCCGAGCUCUGGGAUGAAAAUCGUGCCCAUCAUCACGGCCAAGGAGACGUUCUCGCCCGGGGACGCGAUGCGCGACAUCUACACGCAUGGAAUCAUCACGAGCGACUUCGUGCUCGUGUUUGGCGAUCUGGUGAGCAAUGUGCGGAUAGAUGAGGUGGUGAAGGUGCAUAAGGAGAGAAGGAAGACGAAUAAGGAUAUGAUUAUGACGAUGGUGGUGAAGGAGGGAGGGGUGAGGCAUCGGACGAAGUCGAGAGGAGACUCGGCGGUCUUCGUUCUGGACGCUGAUACGUCAGAGUGUCUGCAUUACGAACCUAUGGCGGGAUAUCCACCCAAGCACAUCGCUCACAUACCGAGGGAGAUACUCGAAGAGCACUCAAAUAUUGAGAUUCGGAACGAUUUCAUUGACUGUUCUAUCGAUGUCUGCUCCGUCGAGGUCCCUUCGUUGUUUCAGGAUAACUUCGACUAUGGCGAUAUUCGACGUGAUUUCGUCUAUGGCGUGCUUUCUUCGGAUCUUCUCAUGAAGAACAUCUACUGUUAUGUCGCGAAGGAGGGAUAUGCUGCCCGAGUGAAAGAUACGAAGAGUUAUGAUGCCGUCAGUAAGGACAUCCUUUCCCGUUGGACGUUCCCUUUGGUUCCAGAUGACAAUCAUCCUGGAAAGCAUCUCUACGAACAUCUACGCGGCAACAGGUACAUGCCCAAGGACAUCUCUGUCGUACUGUCCCGAACGUGCAAAGUCGGGAACAACACUCUCAUCGGCCCCUCCACCCAAGUCUUCGCCGGCGCGCAAAUCACCGCAUCCUCCCUCGGCGCCAACUGCUCCAUAGGCGCAAACACCAUCAUCCGCAACUCGUACCUCUUCGACGGCGUCGUCGUCGGAGCGAACUGUAUCAUCGACUGUAGCAUCAUUGGGGCCGGGGUCGAGAUCGGGGAGAGCAGUCGGGUGGCGAGGGGGUCGCUUGUGGCGGAUGGGGUGAGGCUUGGGCCGGCGGCGAGGUUGGCUAAGUUUGAGAGGGUGUCGAGGAGGAGACAUGUUGAGGAGAAGGGCGGGGAGGAGGCGGAUGAUGAGGAUGAAGAUGAAGAUGAGGAGGAGGAGGAAGAGGAAGAGGAUAGCGACGACGAUUCAGAGAUUGAGGAAGCUCGUGAAAAUCAAGUCACGCUCGCUGCAGGUCUCAGGACGAACUCCAACGGGUUUGUCUGGCCAAGAAAAUCAGCACAAGGAGAAGACGAGGAGGUGGACGAGCUAGAGUCGUUCAAUAACCAACGACUGGUGAGACUAGGCAAUCACUCUGACCUCGAUCUCUCCGACCCCGGGUCCAUCACAUCCUCAGACGAAUCCGACGCUUCCGAGGACUCUCUCCACCUCGGACACGCAUCCCCAUCCUCCUCAAGCACCUCUCUAGCCACCAACCUCGCAGCCGCGGCCGUCUCCGCCGGUGCCCAAGCCGCCGAACACGAAUUCCAAUCCGAAGUCCGUCAGUCGCUCGAGCGUGCGUUCACGGAGGGCCACUCGGUCGACAACGCGGCCGUCGAACUCAAGACGCUCCGGAUGGCGAGUAACGUGCCUCUGACGAAGGUCCGCGGGGCGGUCAUUGGGAGUGUCGUGGAGAAGAUCGCGAUCGUGGAUGGGGCUGUAGAGCAGCGUGGGGAGAUUAAGCGCUGGAUGGAUAGGUGGGGAGAACUCAUCAAUAAGAUUGGUGGUAUGGACGGCGUCGAGACCGUUGAGUUGCUACAGGCACAUUGUGCUGCCUCGGAGCGCAUGCCACUAUUCGGGCAGAUUCUGGCGGCGAUGUAUCAAAAUGACGUGGUGGACGAAGACGAUAUUCGGGAGUGGCAUGCGAAGCCAGCGUCGAAGGGAGAGGGUCUCAAGGAAGGCGAAGUCCUUGAGAAUUUCAAGAAAUUGUGGAUCGUCGGCGCACGCAUGAUCCAUCAAUUCGAUGAGCAAGAGAGUGACGAGGACGAAGACUCGGAGGAAGGAAGCGAUGAAGAGGGAGAGGAAGUUGAGGGGCAGCCUGCCUCUGCGAGCACCACAACUCAGCACCAAAAUGAGGAAGAUGAUGAGAGUGAAGGAGAGGAAGAAUCAGAGGAAGAGGAUGAUGACGAUGAUGAAGACGAAGAUGAAGAUGAAGACGAAGAUAACGAAUAA
This is a messenger RNA of Stereum hirsutum FP-91666 SS1, 2409 nucleotides long. Its product is annotated as nucleotide-diphospho-sugar transferase. Gene Ontology annotation, cellular component: eukaryotic translation initiation factor 2B complex. The record is from RefSeq and is a predicted model, not a curated record. Bases 1 to 2409 code for a protein of 802 amino acids. Gene Ontology annotation, biological process: biosynthetic process. Gene Ontology annotation, molecular function: translation initiation factor binding; translation initiation factor activity; guanyl-nucleotide exchange factor activity. The transcript has 10 exons. NCBI's taxonomy places the organism in Eukaryota, Fungi, Basidiomycota, Agaricomycetes, Russulales, Stereaceae.